UAAAUAAGGACACGAGAUUCAUAUUUUUAACAUUGUCUGUUGUAUCAAAGGUGAUUUGUAGGAGCCAUGGCCCGUACCAAGCAGACAGCCUGUAAAUCUACUGGAGGCAAAGCCCCACGUAAGCAGCUGGCCACCAAAGCUGCCUGCAAGAUCGCCCCUUCUACUGGUGGGGUCAAGAAGCCCCAUCGCCACAAGCCUGGUACGGUGGCCCUGCAUGAGAUCCGUCGGUACCAGAAGUCCGCUGAGCUGCUGAUCCGCAAGCUGCCCUUCCAGCGCUUGGUGAGAGAAAUCGCUCAGGACUUCAAGAAUGACCUGCCUUUCCAGAGUGCAGCCAUUGGUGCCCUGCAGGAGGCCAGCAAGGCAUACCUUGUUGGUUUGUUUGAGGACACCAACUUGUGCAGCAUCCAUGCCAAGCGUGUCACCAUCAUGCCCAAAGACAUCCAGCUGGCCCGUCGUAUCCGUGGGGAGCGCGCUUAGAUGCCUCCCUAAUUUACGUGUCCUCAAGCCGUCUUUCCCGCCCUUCCCA
Messenger RNA from Salvelinus fontinalis (brook trout), 526 nucleotides. Its product is annotated as histone H3.3A-like. The transcript has a single exon. NCBI's taxonomy places the organism in Eukaryota, Metazoa, Chordata, Actinopteri, Salmoniformes, Salmonidae. The record is from RefSeq and is a predicted model, not a curated record. Gene Ontology annotation, molecular function: protein heterodimerization activity; DNA binding; structural constituent of chromatin. Gene Ontology annotation, cellular component: nucleosome. The coding region runs from base 67 to 477 and encodes 136 amino acids.